This is a messenger RNA of Gavialis gangeticus (Gharial), 1944 nucleotides long. It is a transcript of the gene DUSP6, whose product is annotated as dual specificity phosphatase 6. The coding region runs from base 63 to 1211 and encodes 382 amino acids. The transcript is spliced from 3 exons. Gene Ontology annotation, biological process: positive regulation of apoptotic process; regulation of heart growth; protein dephosphorylation. Gene Ontology annotation, cellular component: cytoplasm; cytosol. Gene Ontology annotation, molecular function: MAP kinase tyrosine/serine/threonine phosphatase activity; protein tyrosine/threonine phosphatase activity. NCBI's taxonomy places the organism in Eukaryota, Metazoa, Chordata, Crocodylia, Gavialidae. The record is from RefSeq and is a predicted model, not a curated record.
CCGCGCGGCCCCAGCCUCGUGCUCCGUAGCCGGAGGGGCGCCGCGCCGAGCCCGCCUUCCCCAUGCUAGAGACGCUCAGGCCCGCGCCCGGCGCGUCGGACAUGGCGAUCAGCAAGACCGUGGCGUGGCUCAACGAGCAGCUGGAGCGGGGCAGCGAGCGGCUGCUGCUCAUGGACUGCCGCGCGCAGGAGCUCUACGAGUCGUCCCACAUCGAGUCGGCCAUCAGCGUGGCCCUGCCGGGCAUCAUGCUGCGGCGCCUGCAGAAGGGCAACCUGCCGCUCCGCUCGCUCUUCUCCAGCAGCGAGGAGGACCGCGAGCGCUUCGCGCGGCGCUGCGGCACCGACACCGUCGUGCUCUACGACGAGAGCAGCAGCGACUGGAACGAGAACACGAGCGGCGAGACCGUGCUGGGGCUGCUGCUCAAGCGCCUCAAGGACGAGGGCUGCAAAGCCUACUACCUGGAAGGCGGCUUCAGUAAGUUCCAGGCCGAGUUUGCCCUGCACUGCGAGACCAACCUCGACAGCUCCUGCAGCAGCAGCUCCCCACCGCUGCCCGUGCUGGGCCUGGGGGGGCUCCGCAUCAGCUCUGACUCCUCCUCUGACAUCGAGUCCGACCUCGACAGGGACCCCAACAGCGCCACCGACUCGGACGGCAGCCCCCUGGCCAACAACCAGCCAUCCUUCCCGGUGGAGAUCUUACCCUACCUCUACCUGGGCUGCGCCAAGGAUUCCACCAACCUGGACGUUUUGGAGGAGUUUGGCAUCAAGUACAUCUUGAACGUGACCCCCAACCUGCCCAAUCUCUUCGAGAACGCCGGGGAGUUUAAGUAUAAGCAGAUCCCCAUCUCCGAUCACUGGAGCCAGAACUUGUCCCAGUUCUUCCCCGAGGCCAUCUCUUUCAUAGACGAAGCUCGGGGCAAGAACUGCGGGGUCCUGGUGCACUGCUUGGCAGGGAUCAGCCGCUCGGUCACCGUGACAGUGGCGUACCUCAUGCAGAAGCUCAACUUGUCCAUGAAUGAUGCCUACGACAUCGUCAAGAUGAAGAAAUCCAACAUCUCACCCAACUUCAACUUCAUGGGCCAGCUGCUGGACUUUGAGCGGACUCUGGGCCUCAGCAGCCCCUGUGACAAUCGUGCGUCCAACCAGCAGCUGUACUUCACCACCCCUUCCAACCAGAACGUCUUCCAAGUGGACUCCCUGCAGUCCACGUGAGCCCCCGGGCCUGUGCCCCUCGAUUGGCUGGCUCGUGCCAUCAAUCCUCAGUGGUUUCUCUUUGACAGCGGCAAAGAAAUGCAGCUUUCUCUUUUGUGGUCCCCAGUGUGGGCAAGUAGCUGCCAAUGCCUGCUAGGCAAGGUUACGCAGCGCUGGGAUGGGCGAUCGCCAAGGGCGGCAACUUGCCAGAGUUCUCCAAGAAGGAACGCGCCCUGUUGCUGGAAGGGAGGCAGCAAACCGCUCAGUGCCCGCGGCCCCACCUAUGCAGUGACUUGGAACUGAGGACUUCCAGCGCUUCGGGGGAGCCCAGGCAGCGUGAUGAGCACAUGUUCUCUAGUGACUGAAAACGUCCUACUUCCUUUUUUGCUUUCGGAUCUGGAUCUGUAACAUACAUCAUUGUCUUCAGUGAAGACUGUUUCUUUUUUCUGAAUUUAGAGGAGCCAAAGAGAGAGGUUUCAGCUCGAUGUAUUUGGAGUACUUGUUUGCCAGGACUCUGUAGUAUUUUACUUGAUCAAUGUAAAUAUUUAAUCUUAAAUCGAUUGGCAAAGUUUUUAUUUUUUUUUUUUUUAAUUUUCACAUACAUAAAAGAAAUUGGCCUAAGGGACAUCUGCAGUUUUGUUCUCUUUAUGCAUUUUUGUGGGUUUUUCUUUUCUUUUCUAUUGCAGAGAAUACAUUUGCAGCAUGCUUAAUUUGAUUGUUCAAUUGAAGUAAACUUUCUUUGACAGAAAAUGGC